Messenger RNA from Aspergillus mulundensis, 720 nucleotides. RefSeq lists its product as uncharacterized. Lineage: Eukaryota; Fungi; Ascomycota; Eurotiomycetes; Eurotiales; Aspergillaceae. The record is from RefSeq and is a predicted model, not a curated record. Bases 1 to 720 code for a protein of 239 amino acids. The transcript has a single exon.
AUGGCCUCAUAUCAUCAUCAGGACGGCCGCUAUGGCUCCCUCCCACAAACCCUAACCGUCCACGGCCAAUGGACGAAACUAAAAUCCAUGAAUCUCUGCGGCGCAACACCCAAAGACAAACUCUGUCUCAUCGAAAUGCAAACCGGCUACAGCGGCAGACCGCCGCUCGGGAUGCGGACGGGCUUUAUCCUGCGCGAUGGGAUGAGUUCCAAGGAUCCUGUCCUUGCUGCAGCCGGUGACGAGGUGCCAGGUCUACAUGCGUUUAAUCCGAAUGGAAUUGUCUUUCUGCCGCGGCUUGAGUUUGAUGCUGAUACUAAGCCUCACGGUGAAAGCUUGGAUACGGAGGUCAUGCGCGCUGAACCGGGUUUGAACGAUGAUGUUGCGUUUCACUUUUCGAUCGAGGUGGGCGAGGUGGGCGAGGAGGGGCGGCGGGAGGAGUUUGCGUGGAGGCGGGUUAAGGAGGGGAAGAAGAAGGGGUUCAAGUUGGUUCGGGUCGACAAAGAUGAUGAGCCUCAAGUUGCCUUCCUUGAAUGGGUGAUGGCUUGGCCGAAGCUGACGCAUGCGUUUACGCUGCAAUUGGCCGAGGGACAGGCAGAGGAGUUGGGAGGACGAUGGGUACUUAUGGUUGCGGUUACUGCGAUCAGGCUCUAUACGUUGUAUGUCAAGGGGAAGACGAAUAAGCUUGUUGUUGAUAUGGGGAGGGGAGGCUCUGAGAAGUAA